AUGACCAUCUUCACAGCCGCCCCGUACGCGAUUCCAACCACCUCGACACCGUAUCCUUCCCGACCCAGAAGAGGCCUUCCAACGCACGUGUCCUCCUCCCCGUCGACCUCUCGAGCGUUGUUGCGACGCCUCAACGCGCUGCUCCUUAAAGAGCACCUCCACCCUCCCCAACCUCGUACCGCACUUGCACCCGUCUUCUCUUUGGCCGAGUUGACGCCGGAUCAUCUUUUGGGGCUACUCGAGGUCAUUUUGGCGACGAGCUUCGACCUUGGUCCAGAGCGAGAACGCGACGGGGACGAUCGAGGCGAUGAGAGUUGGCAGUUCGUCCUCGAUGAUGAUGAUGAUGAUGGUGGUGGUGCAGGAAUGGACGAGCACAAACUUCAGGACGAACGGAUCCUACGCUUCCUCAUACUGGGUUUACAACAAGCACUCGAAACUACAUCUUUACCAGAACGUGAGAUUAGAACGAUGCUCGACGUCCUACUCGCCGAGAUCGACUCGUCCCAUCGAUUCGGAGGUUCGAACUCGACGAGGUCCGGCGUCAAGCUCAUCCAACGGAAAGAACACAUCAUCGCGUGGAUCGUCGCGGGCUUGUUUGAGAUCGAGGAUCGAUUGCUCGACCCUCUCGAUACGCAGCUCGGCCACUAUACCACCGUCGACCGAGGCCAAGACUCGUCGCACAUCGUCGCCGAACUCGGGAUCGCGACGACGGGGUCAACUUCCCGAGGUACGACAUCGGCCACGCCGACCACUCCCCGAAGGUUGCUCUUUCGUGAUUCGCAUACGCAGCCUCGAACCACGAUGACUUCACCCUUGAAGCAAGCUUUGACAACGUACCUCCCUCCCUCACCUUCGCCUCGACUGGAAACCACGCCUCGUAAAUCCAUCGUCGGACUACUGCGAAGGGACAAGCAAGCAAGAGCGACGAGCCCGAGUCCCAAAUCCAAGAGGCAGAGUCUGGAAACGUCCUCGUCGUCGUUGGUGUUGGUCAAGCCCGAGAUGGAAAGUUACGAACGGUCGAGACCAAGGGCUUCUUCGAUCGUUGGCGUCAAGAUGGCUCGUAAGAGGGACGUGUCGGACAGCACUGGUGAAUCCGAUUUGGAUUUGAGCGAACGCACAUGCGACUGCGAGACGGAGGGAUAUCGGGAGACGGGUGAAGGGGAUCAGACAGAGGCCGAGUGUUCAUGCUGUACCCACAUGGAUGACGGAACCGAGACUCAAGAGGAACUUGUCGAUGCCGUCCCGAUUCAGAUUGAUCGCCUUUCUGAUCGACCGCUCGAUGCGAGCGCUCAACGUCCAAACUGGCACCUAACCGUUCCCGAAGAAUCGAACGCCAAGCUCUUCCCUCCAGCUCGUUUCGUCGCUACACCGCUGAAUAGGCACUCACCAACCUCAUCUUCGUCUUCAUCGAACGAGGACGAAUAUGUCGUCAAUCUGAGGAGGAAAAGGCAGCGUGACGAGGUGGAAAAGAUCAAGUUGAGGUCGUGUGGGCUGGACACGGAUUUGGAAUGUGGGCCAGGCUGGGUCACGGGUUGGUCAGAGAAGGAGCUCCGAGGAGUGGGAGCGAGGAGAUGA
This is a messenger RNA of Microbotryum saponariae, 1575 nucleotides long. The record is from the annotation of a GenBank genome assembly. NCBI's taxonomy places the organism in Eukaryota, Fungi, Basidiomycota, Microbotryomycetes, Microbotryales, Microbotryaceae.